AAAGUGCAUGGCUCAGAGGACUGGGGAAGUUUGCAGACAGUGUGUUGGGAUUCUAUCAGCUCGAAACACACUCUGGAUUCUUGUUACGUAUUAACAGGGUUCUCCCCUUUCUCUAGCCAAAAUGGUUAUUAAAGUCUUCGUAGCCACCGUUGCGGGAUCCACAGCAAUAAAAAAGAAGCAACAGGAGGUGCUCGGUUUCUUGGAAGCAAACAGAAUUGACUUUGAACAGAAAGAUAUCGCGUGUAAUGAUGAUAACCGACAGUGGAUGAGAGACAAUGUUCCGGGUGAAAAAAAGCCACAGAAUGGAAUUCCUCUCCCACCCCAGAUAUUCAACGAGGACCAAUACUGUGGGGACUUUGAAUCUUUCUUUGAUGCCAAAGAAGGGAAUGAAAUAAAUGUGUUCUUUGGCCUGGCUCCACCACCAAGCUCAAAGGAAAAGGAGAUACCGUCUGACCUCCAAAAUGGUGAAGUUCCAGAAGAAAGUCAUAAAACCGAAAGCUCUCCUGUAAGUGAUGGAACCCAAGAAGACGCUGUAGUUGAAUCAGCGGAAGAAAAGCAGGAGGAAGUAGAAGCAGAAAAUGAAGAGGAAGGAGCUGAGGAGGAAGAAGAAGAAGAAGAAGAGGAAGAAUCAUAGAGAUCAGCUGUGUUAGCAUGUCAUAUUGAGGCUUCCUAAAUCUGUGCAUGGCCACACAAAUCAACUGCACUCAGCCACCUCACUGCAAAGAUUUUCCCGAAACUAUAUUUCUCUGUUCUAAAGGCUGGUUUGCUACAAAAAAAGACUAAUGGAAAACUAAGCUCUUGCUUCUUUUUGGCAGUUUUGUUAUCACGAAAAGAGGUUCUCACAUGGUUAGAAACGCUUGACCUUGCACCGAAUUUAAAUUAAAUCUGCUGCCAACAGGAUAAUGUGUGCACAGUUUGUAAUAAAGUGAAAAAUAAAAAUUGUAUUCUUUCGUA
Molecule: messenger RNA, 954 nt
Organism: Pelobates fuscus (common spadefoot toad)
Lineage: Eukaryota; Metazoa; Chordata; Amphibia; Anura; Pelobatidae
Gene: SH3BGR
Product: SH3 domain binding glutamate rich protein
Exons: 7
Coding region: 122-634 (170 amino acids)
Cellular component (GO): cytoplasm
Source: RefSeq, a predicted model, not a curated record